Molecule: messenger RNA, 1219 nt
Organism: Erythranthe guttata (spotted monkey flower)
Lineage: Eukaryota; Viridiplantae; Streptophyta; Magnoliopsida; Lamiales; Phrymaceae
Product: putative F-box protein At1g47390
Molecular function (GO): protein binding
Source: RefSeq, a predicted model, not a curated record
AACAAACAAUCCCACAAACUCGGAAGAAAAAAGAUCGGAAGAAAAAAGAAAAGGAAAAAAGAAAAAACCAUAUAUGGAUGCAAAACAAGAAAAACCAGUUGAUCUUCCAGCGGACAUGAUAGAAUUUAUCCUGUCGAAAUUACCGGUUAAGUCUCUUCUUCGAUUCAAAUCAGUUUGCAAGUCAUGGAAUACGAUAAUCUCCGAUCCCGUAUUCAUCCGAAACCAUCGGCACCUAUCCAUGUUUUCCAACGUCCAAAAUCUCUUCCUAGCCAAGAUUUCACUCGGCUACCACAACUUCUUCUCUCUUGUCAAAUUGGAAGGCCGAAAGUUUAUAACCGUCGAGAAAAUCAAAGGCCCGGAUCAAUGGAACACGAUCCUCUGCGUUUGUGACGGCGUUCUUCUCUUAUCCGACUUCUGGUACAGGAAUUUCACCUUGUGGAAUCCAUCAAAAAGAACCGAGACGAAAUUCUCUUCCCCGAUUGAAUUUGAGUCUCGUUUGAACUUUGGACUUUGUCACAAUCCGAUCACCGGCGAUUUUAAGGCUGUUAUCGUAUACAGAAGCCACUACCUCGUUUUUUCAACCAGGGAUAAAGAUAUCGUCAAUGUAAGAGAAUUCGACGAUCAAACUACGCAUGGUUCUUCGGAAUUGAUGAAUUUUUGUGGAGUAUGUGCUGAUGGGGUUGUUUAUUGGGCCAUGCAGCGGGAUAAUUGUACGGAAAUAGUAUAUUUUGAUCCGAGAGACGACGAGUUUAGGGUUUUGGAGAAGCCGGAGUAUUUAAAAGACGACGAUAGAUCGUUUCAUUUGACUAUUUGGAAGGGUUUCUUGUGCUUGUAUCGAAACGGGGAGGACGAAACUAGGGUUGAGAUCUGGGCAAAGGAAAAAGGGUGUGGCAAUAGUACUAAUAAUUGGAUGAAUGUGAUAACCAUUGAGAAUGUGGAGAAGCCGAUUAGUUGCUUUAAGCCGCAGUGUUUUGUGGAGAAUAAGGUUUUGAUUGUGUCGAAGCGUUCGAUGUCGCUCUACAGUCCUUGGGCGAAGACGUUUGAACUAGUCGACGACGCGGAUUUAGCUUGCGUUGAUGUAAUGGUUCCGUUUCCGGAGAGUAUCUAAGUAUGUAUUCUUAAUCUAUAUAUUUGAAAUUUACUUUCUUGAUUUCGUUACGUUUUAGUUAAGUUCCUUUUCAUAUGUUAAGUUCACCAAAGCCAUAUAUAUAUAUACGGA